GUGGUGUUAAUAAACAAAGCGUCACAUAAAAAUUCAAAUCAAGAAAGUUGCUAUAAAAAGCGAACAAUUUGUUAAUGUGAUACUUCUACUUUUUCCCCUCUGUCUCAUUUAUCAAUAGACGAACAGCUAGUUACAAUCGAAUAGUUUACUUUGUGAAUACCAGCACGCCUUUUUUGCUCUAAUUGUCUGCCGUAAUCAAAGACCUACCUUUGUACUUUGUUCGAUAUUUUAAGCUUAUUUCAUAAACGAUACGACAGUUCAAUUUUAUGUCUCAGUACAACAAACAACAACAGUGGGGCGUCACGGCUCCCGUAUCCACAGAACUUCCAACUGACCAUGAAUUGAAACUAACAGAAGACUUGGUGCGGACGCUCCAUAGAUUUGGACUAUUCGAAAGUGAAGCAGAAGCUCAGAAAAGAGUCAAUGUUUUGAAUAAAUUGAAUAUAAUUGUAAAAGAUUUUGUUUACCGUGUUGGUAAACUACAAGGCUUAACUGAAAAAGAAGCAAAGAAUGCCGGCGGAAAGAUUUUUACCUUUGGAAGUUACAAGUUAGGCGUCUAUAACACAGGAGCUGAUAUCGAUACUUUAUGUGUAUUGCCUAAGCAUGUCGAGAGAGAUCAUUUUUUCACUAUAAUGUAUGAUAUGCUAAAAGAAAGACCAGAAGUGACAGAAUUGACUGCUGUUGAAGAUGCUUACGUGCCUGUGAUACGAAUGCACUUUUCUGGAAUACCCAUUGAUUUUGUAUGUGCAAGUCUAUCAAUGGCAGUGGUACCCGAUGAUCUCGAUUUAUCGGACAACAACAUAUUAUCGGGCUUGGACGAAAGAUGUAUCCGUAGCCUAAAUGGUUCUCGCGUGACAGACGAGAUUUUACGACUUGUACCUAGUGUGCCUGUUUUCAGGUUAGCAUUACGAACAAUUAAGUUAUGGGCGAAAAAAAGAGCCAUUUAUUCAAAUAUCAUGGGGUUUUUGGGUGGUGUUGCAUGGGCCAUGUUAGUUGCCAGAGUAUGCCAGAUGUAUCCGAAUGCUUGUGCUGCCUCCAUUGUGACCCGAUUUUUCAGAAUCAUGUACCAGUGGGGAUGGCCGCAACCUGUUAUAUUGAAAUCGAUGGAUGAAGGUCCUUUACCAGUGAGACAAUGGAACCCCAAGUUAUUUCCAGCAGAUAAAAGCCAUCGAAUGCCAGUUAUCACUCCAGCCUAUCCUUCCAUGUGCGCAACGCACAACGUAACCGAUUCAACGCGCGAUAUCAUGCUCAAUGAAUUCCGUAAGUCAGGGAAAAUAGCAGAAAAGAUCAUGAUCGGUACAGGGAGAUGGGUAGAUCUUUUUGAAGAAACGGACUUUUUCCAAAUUUACAAUCAUUAUCUACAGAUUGUCGCCAGCUCGUACUCAGCACAAGCGCAGCUACAUUGGUCUGGCUUAGUGGAGUCAAAAGUAAGACAGCUCGUAUUAAAGCUGGAAUUAGUGGAACUAUUACAAAUAGCACAUCCCUAUAUAAAAGGAUUUGAUAAAGUUCACUACUGCUUUCCCGGUAAAGAAAGCUGGGAUGCAGCUCACGGUGAUUUUCGGAUAUCAGAGAGAUCGUUUGAUUUGGAUGGAGACCAUAACGAAGAAGAGCGAAUCAAGUCGUUCACGUUUUUGAAACCAGAAGAAAGAGCCAUCUUAAAGCCUAUCUAUACCACCAUAUUUUAUAUUGGCUUAAAGGUCGAGCCCAGCAGAGAUGAUUCCUCUGGACCAAGAAAGCUGAAUCUUGUCUGGCCAACGAAUGAGUUUCUAAAAUCAGUCAAAAUGUGGGAUAAGUUUGAUCACAAGGUGAUGGGAAUUACUAUCAAUAACGUGAAAGGGUCCUCGUUACCCGAGGAACUUGCAGGGAAAAGACGCCCGAGGAAGAUUCAGUUGCAUAGACAUCAAAGCCAAGUAUCUCCUUUAUUGCAACAUUUUUCACCACCGCCUCGUAGUCUUUCAGUAUCCCCCUCCCUAACCUAUGAUUCCUCUCAAAGCUCCAUAUCAACAAAUGCUUACGCUUGUUCAAACCAACAUAAUCCGGUAGAUAGCUGAUAUCUUGCAAUUUUGGAACCUUCACCAAGCGUUUAGAUCAGGAUGUGUCAUAUGUAUAUAUACAUGUUUUCCAUCUCCUCAACUGACUAUACGCAUUUUAUACAUACAACGUAUUUCUACAAUUACAAACUCGCUUCUUUCCGUAAGGAUUUUUCGCUCAUCUAGUAUAUUCAUUAUAAUUGAAGAAUAGUCUGUUCCCCUCUCCCUCUCCCUCUCCCGCUCCUCCCUACCACAAAUUGUAUUGCAAACGAAAGACGAAACCCCAUCAUCCUAUUUCAUAGACUUCAAAUACGUUACUUAAUUGUAAAACAACAAAAAGCUUAAAAAAAAGUAGAAAACAUCAUAAUAAAUCCAACAAUACCCUCGCACUUCUCAAUUAAUGCACACAUACUUAUAUUAAUGUGAACAUAAAACUCUUG
Mycotypha africana is the source of this 2470-nucleotide messenger RNA. Its product is annotated as Poly(A) polymerase central domain-containing protein. The coding region runs from base 267 to 2051 and encodes 594 amino acids. Gene Ontology annotation, molecular function: poly(A) RNA polymerase activity; RNA binding. The transcript has 7 exons. The record is from RefSeq and is a predicted model, not a curated record. NCBI's taxonomy places the organism in Eukaryota, Fungi, Mucoromycota, Mucoromycetes, Mucorales, Mycotyphaceae. Gene Ontology annotation, cellular component: nucleus.